Cetraspora pellucida is the source of this 430-nucleotide messenger RNA. NCBI's taxonomy places the organism in Eukaryota, Fungi, Glomeromycota, Glomeromycetes, Diversisporales, Gigasporaceae. The record is from the annotation of a GenBank genome assembly.
GAUAUCAUGGUGACAACUGUUAUAGCUAAUAUCGGUGCUAUUCUAGGUGCUGGCUUAUUUUUGCCUAUAAUAGCUAUUCCUGUUAAUAAACAGCUUGUGACUUUUGGAGCAUUUGUUAUUUAUUUCUUUGUUCAGGGUGCCUAUGGUGUUGUACCUGCUUAUUUGGAUGAGUUGUCACCACCAGCUAUUCGAGGGACACUUCCAGGACUGACUUAUCAAUUGGGUAACUUGAUAGCUGCUUCAGCAGCUCAAAUUGAAGCGUUAUUGGGUGAAGCGUUUCCUAAAAAUGGUGUGCCCGAUUAUGGACUGACUAUGGCAGUUUUUUCUGCAUGCGCUAUGUUUGGCAAAAUUGUAUUAAUUUCCACUGGAUGUGAUAAUAGAAAUGUGGAUUUCAUGAAGCAAGCAGAAAUUAGAUUUGAAGAAAACCGAA